AUGGCCUGGACAAUCUCGUUCAUGAAGGACGACUGCACGUGCAACGCGGCGACGCUCUUCAGCCUCAAGUAUCUGCGGACGCACCGCGCCGGCAGUGUCAAGUACAUUCGGUGCUUUCCGCACUGCUGCCCCGAGCACUCGUUCACCAACUUUUGCACGACGUCGCUGGGCAUCCGCGUCUCGAACGUCGCACACGAGGCGCUCGACGACGUGGCGUUCCUGCGCUUCCACACGACGACGGACGCGCUGCUGCAGCCAGGCCACGAGAUUGCUCAGCGCGCCGUGCUCGACGAUGUGCGCAGCCUCGCGAACCCGAAGGGCGAUUGGAUCCCGAGCCACAUGGGCCAGUACAACGCGCAAAACAAAGAGCUCUCGUUCCGCUUCAACCACAACAACAGCGUCGGGUGGCACUACGGCUGGAUGGGCACGUCGACCAAGGCCCACCGCACGUGCACGCACUACCUCGUCGCCUACAUUUUGCGCCCAACCUCCGCGUCCGUCUUCCGCGUGCUCGCGGUACAGCCGUCGCCGCCGUUCAUCGCCAAGCCCGCCUCCGGCGACAGCGACGCGUGCCACUGCGAAGGCGAGUUCAACGUCUCGGAAGGGCUCUUGCCCGAGACGCCGGCGCUGAGGCGCAGCGCGCUCAACGCGCCGCUGCCGUCGUCGUCGCUCUCGCUGGCGUCGGCGGCGUCGGGGACUGUGUACACGCCGCGCAUCUCGCUCGCCGAGUGCCAGCUGGCGAUUCUUCUCUUCUUCGUACAGGAAAUCCCUGCGUCCGUCUUCUUGACCGAGGCGCGGGUUCGGAACGUCAUUACGAGUCGACUCUUCCGCCCGCUCCUGGCGCGCUUUCAGGCGACGACGGCCGAGCACCCGCCGCUGAUGGCCUCGCGCGUCGCCCGCCGCCCCAUGUCGCACGUCGAGCCGAUCCAGAUCCUCUGCAUCGAAAUCCUCAGCUCGGUCGUCGACUUCUUCCUGGAUGUGAACCCGCGCCUCUUCAGCACGUACGUGUCCGUGCUCUUCAACCGCGACCAGCUCUACGAAGCGUACGCGCUGUGGCUUGCCGAGAUCCACGGCGUCGUCGUCUCGCACCUUGGACGGCACUCGGAGACCAACCUGACGCAGCUCGUCGCGCGCAUCGUGCAGGUCUCGUCGCAGAUUGACGAGCUGCGGCCGGUGCAGACCAAGCUCGCGCAGCUCCACAAGAUGGACGCGCAAGCGAGUCCUGGGUUCGACUACUUUGUCGCGCAGCUCCGCGAAGUCUUCUUGGCGACGGCACCGACGCCGCCACGCCCGGCCACGUCGGUCUUCACGCGUCACUGGACCUACCGGCAGACGGUCGCCCACACGUAUGCGCCGGACGUCGACGACCCGGCGCUCCUCUCGCUCGUCCGCGCCGCCUUGAUCGGCUUUGCGUUCGACGCCUGCCUCGACGAGACGACGUUUACGGUGCAGUCGGCGCUCGCCGUGUACGAAACGAUCCCGGCGGUCUUUGAGCUCGACGGCGUCGGCCACGUGUUUCGCGUGCUGCCUCAUGGCGAGUCGUCGCUGUGCCAAGUCGCGGGCUUGAGCCACGGCGACUACGUUGGCGACGUCGACGGCGACACGAUCCGCCUGCAGUUGUACAGCUGGCCGCUUGGCGACGACCGCACCGCGCAUAUCGUCCGCGUGACGCUGGUCGCGGACGACGAAGCCCUCGACGCGACGAUCGCCGUGUCGCGGGCGGCGCUGGCGCAGCCCAUGGACAUUUCGACGUCGACGGCCGCCGCCCGCAUCGACGCCUUCGUCGCGCAGGAAACCCCCGUCGUGUCGUACCACGUGGUGUACACGCCGCGACCGGACCACAGCGUGUCGUAA
Messenger RNA from Saprolegnia parasitica CBS 223.65, 1854 nucleotides. RefSeq lists its product as hypothetical. The record is from RefSeq and is a predicted model, not a curated record. Lineage: Eukaryota; Oomycota; Saprolegniomycetes; Saprolegniales; Saprolegniaceae. Bases 1 to 1854 code for a protein of 617 amino acids. The transcript is spliced from 9 exons.